AUGCUCCUUCAGGCCCUCUUCCUCCCUCCGAUCAUCUGCUAUACGUCAGGGCCGAUUCCCUAUCUGUACUUGAAAAAAAGCCCAAGCAAGUUUUUCGUCGUUCGACCUGAACAAUCUCCGUUCACGGAGGCCAAACCUUCUGAAUUCAGUCCUCGGGUCAAGUCAAUCAGAUUCUUGCCCAACGCCGCUCCCGAAAAUGAGUUAGAUAUGUUGUUUCAUCGUUCGGAUCCCAGCCUGCGUCGGAAAUUAAAACGUCCUGCGAAGAUAUGGAAUUCGUCUGUCAAGGAUUCAUCAAGGACAGAAUUUGCAGCGGCAAUAUGCCAGCCGGGUGACAAUUGGCUGCCCCUCCCUGUGAAUCCUUGGCGCGAGCACAGUCGGCUUUCAAAGAUUUACAUUAGAUUCAUUGACCACUUCAAGCGUUUGCAUUUUGGAGUUUUCGAUGGUUCGGAAUAUAUCCGACCUAUCCCUCACAUGUCUCGCCCACAUGCACGAAUGUCCUACUAA
Molecule: messenger RNA, 504 nt
Organism: Lentinula edodes (shiitake mushroom)
Lineage: Eukaryota; Fungi; Basidiomycota; Agaricomycetes; Agaricales; Omphalotaceae
Exons: 8
Coding region: 1-504 (167 amino acids)
Source: RefSeq, a predicted model, not a curated record